This is a messenger RNA of Clarias gariepinus (North African catfish), 1766 nucleotides long. It is a transcript of the gene tmco1, whose product is annotated as transmembrane and coiled-coil domains 1. The coding region runs from base 71 to 637 and encodes 188 amino acids. Gene Ontology annotation, molecular function: calcium channel activity. Gene Ontology annotation, cellular component: endoplasmic reticulum; endoplasmic reticulum membrane; cytoplasm. The record is from RefSeq and is a predicted model, not a curated record. Gene Ontology annotation, biological process: endoplasmic reticulum calcium ion homeostasis. The transcript has 7 exons. Lineage: Eukaryota; Metazoa; Chordata; Actinopteri; Siluriformes; Clariidae.
UCUUCCACUUAAGUAUCUAUCGUUAGCUACAGUGAGGUCAUAUAGUCAUAUAUUCCAACGUUUAAUCAAAAUGAGUACCAUGUUUGCAGACACGAUACUUAUCGUCUUUAUAUCUGUUUGCACUGCGUUGUUGGCUGAAGGUAUAACAUGGGUAUUAGUAUACCGCACCGACAAAUACAAGAGGCUCAAGGCUGAAGUAGAAAAGCAGAGCAAAAAGCUGGAAAAGAAAAAAGAGACAAUUACAGAGUCUGCUGGGCGUCAGCAGAAGAAAAAGAUAGAGAGGCAGGAGGAAAAACUGAAAAACAACAAUCGUGACCUCUCAAUGGUUCGAAUGAAAUCGAUGUUUGCCAUUGGUUUCUGCUUUACAGCAUUAAUGGGCAUGUUUAAUUCCAUCUUUGAUGGGAGAGUUGUAGCAAAGCUGCCCUUUGUUCCCUUGUCCUACAUCCAAGGCCUUUCUCACCGCAAUCUCCUGGGUGAAGAUUACACCGACUGCUCUUUCAUUUUCCUCUAUAUCCUAUGCACCAUGUCUAUUAGACAGAACAUCCAGAAGAUGCUGGGUUUGGCUCCAUCACGUGCUGCCACCAAACAAGCUGGAGGGUUUUUGGGACCCCCUCCACAAGCUGCCAAGUUUUCAUAAAAUCAGUAGACAAUAUACGAGAUCCCUUCUUUGUUGCAAAAAUGCUUUGGGCGGAACUGAUGUAACCAAACUCCCUCUUAAAAAAAAAAAAAAAGAAAGAAUAUUUUAAGGCUGCAGUUACUACUGCGAGACCUCAGUGUAUAAGCUUUUUCCAUGUUUAGAUUUGGCCGAAUUAUUAGAUUUAUACCGUAAACAAUGAAAAAGGCUCAACCCUGGCAAAUAACUUUUUCUUUACCCUAAAUUAUGUUGGAUUAUUAAUCCUAGUUUCCUCAUGCAUAAAUCAGUGCAGCUAAACAUAGACUGGUAAAUGGUCCUGUAAAGGAACAACAUUUCUCAAAAGCAGGGAACUAGACCAUUUGACCAUGCUUUUAAGAUGUAUUUAUUAUUUAUCUUAUAAAGGUCUCCUUUAAAUGAAAUUUGAGACAUAUUCACCAGAUAUACGUAUAUUUCAAAUAGGAACGAUAAUGGUGCUGUUUCCAAAUUGAACAGUAUUUGAAAUCAUUUUCUUUUUUCUAAAAGUUGCUAUUUUAAUGUAAUGUACAGUUUUCUAAAAUACUACAAAUAUAACUUCUCAAAUGUAAAAAGCAGUCUUUUCUCUUUGAAAGGAAGCCACUAGCUCAGUGUUGGACCCCACAACUUAUUAACUUUAACUUUACUUGCCUCCUAACAGUUCUUCCUGGCUUAUUAUAGACUAGAAUCCUUUUCGUUUUGGAAACACUGUGCUAGUUGAUGCUGUAGGGUUGUGUUAUUACAUCUACCAGCAUGCUACACAAAAUACCAGUCAAAAGGUUUGGACACUAAUUCGGUGGUGUUCAUUAGGUUUCAUUUAAAUUUUAAUUCUUUGGUUGUGUACAUAUUACUGCACUACAUAAUGAUCAGAACGCAAGUAUGCUCUUUUAUAUUAGUUUCUACAUUAGUCCCCUCACAAACUGCUUUAGGUUCAUUUUCUAUCUUUUUUUUUUUUUAAAUAAAAGACUAAUCACCAUGUAGGAAUUUAUUUAUGCAUCAUGUGAACGGAGUUGACUAAAAGACCAGAGAUUAAAUUAUAUAUUCUAUUGCUGUAAGUUUGCUUUUCGAGUUGUUUUAUGCUGUGUACACUUGGUGAAUAAAGUGAUAUAGGAAAAUCUCA